This is a messenger RNA of Trichomonas vaginalis G3, 204 nucleotides long. RefSeq lists its product as uncharacterized. The transcript has a single exon. Bases 1 to 204 code for a protein of 67 amino acids. The record is from RefSeq and is a predicted model, not a curated record. NCBI's taxonomy places the organism in Eukaryota, Parabasalia, Trichomonadida, Trichomonadidae.
AUGUUCAGCUGCAACAACCUCUUCCGUGAUGCUGAGUACGACAACCUCCUCUACUCAAACCUUCCACAUGUUGAUGCACACAAUGAUGAAGAAUCUUUGGAAAGCUCUGAUUCCUCAUCUUGCAUUGAUGACUUCCCAACACAAGCUGAAGUCGACUCUGAAAGGCCAGUCGAACUUCUUCCAGACGUUACCUAUUUUGUUUGA